AUGGGAAGGGUUAUCCGGGCACAGCGUAAGGGAGAGGGGUCGGUCUUCAAGUCCCACACCCACCACCGCAAGGGUCCGGCGAGGUUCCGGAGUCUCGAAUUCGGUGAGAGAAAUGGUUACCUGAAAGGAGUUGUCACCAACGUCAUCCACGACCCUGGUCGGGGUGCUCCUCUUGCCAAAGUCACUUUCCGCCACCCUUUCAGGUACAAGAAGCAAACCGACCUUUUCGUUGUCAAUUCAUCUUCCGUGGGAAGAAGGCUAUUGAAUGAAGAUCAGGAAAAUUCUAUAGUAUCAAGGGAUGAAGGAAACAAGCUCACACAUGUUACAAAUUCAGAAGUGAUUCCUAGCAGUGUUGAUACAAGUUGUGGACAGCUCAGCAAUUCUGUUGUAACAAACUUGACAGCUAAGCAAGCCAGCUCAGCAAGAGAAGGUUAUGGCUAA
Molecule: messenger RNA, 441 nt
Organism: Lotus japonicus
Lineage: Eukaryota; Viridiplantae; Streptophyta; Magnoliopsida; Fabales; Fabaceae
Product: 60S ribosomal protein L8-1-like
Exons: 1
Coding region: 1-441 (146 amino acids)
Biological process (GO): cytoplasmic translation
Cellular component (GO): cytosolic large ribosomal subunit; ribosome
Molecular function (GO): structural constituent of ribosome; RNA binding
Source: RefSeq, a predicted model, not a curated record